CACACACCCUUACACUACGGGAAAGGGGUACUGCUGCUGUGGCUAUGCAACUACUACAUACACUCUUUUUGUGUUGAAACACGGCAAAACAAAUGGAUGUGUUCUCUACUAAACGUGCUGCGUGCAAGGUGGAACAAGUUCCCAAUGAGGUUCCGAGCUUCACAUACGCUGAGCUAGUCAUCAGCAGCAGGAAGACGAAACGGAAAACCUGAAAACCUGAAUCAGUGUUUAAAGUUAUUAAAGCAACGAUCAGGCGACAUACACGAUGCGGCGAUCGUGGACUACACACAGGGCAGGAAUUUAAGAGUAACUAUGAAACUGUUUUUCAUCAUCAUGUUGAUCUGUAUGGCUGACUCCACUCAAGGUGCAGAAUGUAUAGAGGGACAGCGUUGUUCUGGCUGCGAUGAGAGGGGCAAUUGCUUACACAGUUGUGAGAGAGGCUAUUUUGGAAUGAAAUGCAAGUCCCAUUGCAGCAGCACAUGCAGAUAUAAAACAUGCCAGCUAGAUCCAGGUAAAGGUACAAGCAAGUGUACUGAUGGCUGUGUACCAGGAUACCAAGGCGUACGUUGUGAGAGACCAUGUGACAGUCACGUGGCCAACUGUAAACUGUGUCCAGGUGGAUGUGACGGGGAGUACUGUCAGCUGGGUGAUGCUUGUUUUGCCGGAUGUCGAGAUUCCAGGUACGGAUCAGGAUGCAAGACGUGUCACAGUAACUGCAGAACCUGCAACAGGAUGACAGGAGUAUGUGACGAGUGUGACCCGACACAUUAUGGAGUAAACUGUGAGAAGACGUGUGAGAACUGUGCAGGAUCCUGUGAGGCUGGCUGUGAAUGUGUUCCUGGCUUCUACGGGGACUUCUGUGCCGAGACGUGCAGCAAAACAUGCCGCCCCAAGUCAGCCCACAAGUGUCUUCCUGCUGUGACGUCAGACAGAUGUACAGGUGAAUGUCACAAACACAGCGCCACGUGUCUCCAUGGCUGUGUGGAUGGCUGGUUCGGCCCGAGGUGUUCUUCUCCGUGUAAUCCUGGAUGCCGCCAUCAAAGAUGUAAUGCAGCAGGUUCCUGUGCUGAAGGCUGCGAACUUCAUCAUUUCGGGUCAGCCUGUGAACCUUGUCCUGAGAACUGCGCCAACCGAACAUGUGACCAGAGCACUGGUGCCUGUGUGACGGAUUGCAGUCCCAGCGAAGAAGGAAGUGAGUCUAAUUGUACAUCCACCUGCACCCCUCCAGGAUGUUCUUCAGCAUAUCGUAAUGCGACUCUGCCGGAGGUGCAUCAUACGAGCUCAGCCACCCUGAUAUGGGUUGUGUGUACAGCAGUCCUUUUCGUCCUGGUUGCAAGUUCCGUAUGCUGCGUCUGUUUCCGUAAAGGGCCGUGUGUACAAAGGUCAACCCAUGCUGAAACUGGAACAAACAACACAGACGCCACUUACAUGCACUACCAGGAAAUGGACAAGUACUGGGAAAUCAGAGAAAAUGAAGCGGAAGUGGGCGAAGGGAUACCGAAUCAGAACCACGACAGUACAAGCGAUGUCAGCGAUGACGCACUGCCUGUGUUAGCAGAUUACUUUCCGGGAGAUGUCAACGUAGAGGCUGGAGAUGGCGACAUUGAAGCAGGCGAUGGUGACAAGAAGCAGGCGAUGGUGACAUUGAAGCAGACGAUGGUGACAUUGAAGAAGGCGAUGGUGACAAUGGAGCAGGAAAUGUCGGUGAUUCAGUUUCCGACUCCUACACACACCUCACGCGGGACGUUCCCACUCCUGACCUAAGAACAGUCGUUACAUAUUUAUCACCACUUGAGGACAAUUAGUCGAUAUCCAUUUCCCCCCAGUGUAUGCCAAAGCUGGAAGCACGGGGUGAUAACACUGAAGCCCAUGUUUAUUACACUGAAGUAGAGGAUGGAGACACAAGUAGAGAACAGAGACACUGAAGUAGAGGAUGGAGACACAAGUAGAGGAUAGAGCCAGCCACUGAAGUAGAGGAUCACACAAGUCAGUGACUGCCCAACAUCCCACAUACACAGUAUAUAUGUUUGUUGUUUACCGCUGCACCCAACUAUUAGGCAAUCUGUAAAUAUCAAGUCUGGACCAGACAAACCAGUGAUUGUCAUUAUGCCCAACAUUCCAAGGGGACUGUACACUUGUUGUUUAACGCUGCACGCAACUAUAUUGCACUGCUACAGUAAAGCAAUCUGUAAAUAUGAAGUUAAUCAUUUAAUAAAGACUUCCCACUCGUAAAAGUGCUUUCGUCUUAUGCUUUGUGGUGGUAUGUUUUUAAGUAUGGGACUAAUCCUUGAUUGAAUUGAAAAUAACUGUCAAUAUUGUUGGAAUUGAUCGUUUUAUGUUCUGUUGUAAAGUGCAUUGUGGUCU
Messenger RNA from Haliotis rubra (blacklip abalone), 2364 nucleotides. RefSeq names its product multiple epidermal growth factor-like domains protein 10. The record is from RefSeq and is a predicted model, not a curated record. Bases 313 to 1764 code for a protein of 483 amino acids. NCBI's taxonomy places the organism in Eukaryota, Metazoa, Mollusca, Gastropoda, Lepetellida, Haliotidae. The transcript is spliced from 5 exons.